Messenger RNA from Aedes albopictus (Asian tiger mosquito), 1478 nucleotides. RefSeq lists its product as uncharacterized. The transcript is spliced from 3 exons. The record is from RefSeq and is a predicted model, not a curated record. The coding region runs from base 482 to 1330 and encodes 282 amino acids. Lineage: Eukaryota; Metazoa; Arthropoda; Insecta; Diptera; Culicidae.
GUCUGAUUUUCAUUUUCAUUUGAACCCCGUCUUCUUCGUCUCGGUCUCGGAGGUGUGCUUUUCCGUCCGUUCCGUUGUAGGUAUUUUGCUUCUUGGUGCGGGCCCGCAUGAGUCACACGAAGCGGCCAGGGGGGUCUGUGCAGGCAGAGACCUCCUCAGCUGCUGGUGUUUGCUGGUGAGGUCGAGGGAAACGGUGCGGUGGGUGGUAGAUCUGGUACGUCUACUAACUAAUAUAGCAAUUGUAGUUUUAGUUGCGGCGCGCGGUACACUUUUUUUUCCAUAUAUAAAUCAGAUCAUUAUUUUCCACCCCAGUUUAGUGUUGUACUAGCGGUGUUAGCGGUUGGAUUAAAGCGAAACGGUUAAACAAAGUGUGAACCUGCGGCGGGACAAAUUGCGGUGGAGAGUGUGGAGUGACGUUAGAACAGUUGAGGACUUUCGUUCUUUUUGUGAAUUAAAAGUGUGUAAUUGCAGAAUUAGAAAAAUGAUCGUCAGAUUUCUGGGAAUUGUGACAGUGUUCACAUCGCUCACACCUUCCCUCCUGGAAGCCCGCCCAGAGCCUCCCAUCCGUGGCGGUGGAGGAGGUCCCGGUGGCCCAUAUCCUCCAUCUCGACCCGAACCUCCGAACGGCGGCUACAGUUAUGGACCACCUCCCCUGCCACCGUCCAUAUCCGUCAACAGCUACGGCUCAGCGACCUCCGAGUACGGCCCACCCUCGCAGGCCCCCAUCAUCCACAAGCACGUCUACGUGCACGUUCCACCACCGGAGGAUGAGGUCCCUACCACUCGGAAGCCCAUCACCGUCCCUCCCCCGCAGAAGCACUACAAAAUCGUGUUCAUCAAGGCCCCAUCGCCGCCCUCGCAGGCCCCACCAGUGAUCCCACCCCUACCGCAAAACGAAGAAAAGACCCUUGUCUACGUGCUUGUCAAAAAGCAGGAAGAGCAACCGGAUAUCGUCAUCCCAACUCCGGCGCCAACGCCCCCCUCCAAACCGGAAGUCUACUUCAUCCGCUACAAAACGCAGGUGACAUCCCACAGAUCUCGGCAACCGCCCAAUCUCUCUAAACUAUUGAUCUUGUUUCUCUUGUUUCUCACCUACCUGCUACUGAUCGUGCCCCCGAACACUAACCGAACAGAAACAGGAUGGGAACGCCGGAGGUCCAUAUCCGGAGAGCGGCGCGCCCAGCGGAGGCAUCGGCGGCCCUAUCCCGUCUAUCAGCGGAGAGUACGGAGCGCCGCCGAGUCAAACUCCCAGCAACAGCUAUGGUGUACCGCUAUAGGUCGGUCCUGUCCGAGUAUAUCUAUCACAAGUUUCUCAAACUGUUCAGUUUGAAGGCCGGUGCGGUGGCGGCCACUGUCUGACUAUUUUAGUGCUUCUUAGCGUGUAGAAUGAUAGCUGCUAGUUGAUUUUUUUUAUUCCUGUCAAAGAAUACGUAUUAGAUUGUGUAAUUGUGAUAACACUGGUGAAAUAAAAGCCAGAC